AUGGGGGUGGCGUCGGUCUCUCUCAGCAAACUUUGGCCCGCGUUGACCGCGGUUGGGGCACUGUCCCUCAUAAUGUUCUCAGCGUUCAAAACGCAUCUGAUCCUGACAGAUAUCGACUACAAUCCAGACCAUGUUACGCGGAGCCGAGGCACCUAUUCCAUUCAGAUGGACCCGAGCGGGGGUUCAAGGAUGCACACGCGUGGAAGAUACACGUAUGGGACGUUUUCCGCGUUCCUCAAGUGUCCUGCUGGCAAUUUCACGGGUUUGGUUUCGACAUUUUACAUCAGCUCCCUUGAGGGAAGUCUCGAUCAGGACGAGAUUGACUUUGAGUUCCUCGGGAAGAGUCCAGCAAUGAUCCAAACGAACUACUGGGUGAACGGGCAGGGCGGCGACCGCGAGCAGAUGGUCGGCCUUGGCUUUGAUUGCCGUUCUGCUUUCCACAAGUAUACAAUCCAGUGGACGAUCUCCUACAUCAAGUGGUUUAUCGACGACGAACUGGUCAGGAAGGCAAUCAACGACGGCUACUCGCCCUGGCCGACAAAGCCAAGUUUCGUGUAA
Klebsormidium nitens is the source of this 558-nucleotide messenger RNA. NCBI's taxonomy places the organism in Eukaryota, Viridiplantae, Streptophyta, Klebsormidiophyceae, Klebsormidiales, Klebsormidiaceae. The record is from the annotation of a GenBank genome assembly.